Molecule: messenger RNA, 581 nt
Organism: Coffea arabica (coffee)
Lineage: Eukaryota; Viridiplantae; Streptophyta; Magnoliopsida; Gentianales; Rubiaceae
Source: RefSeq, a predicted model, not a curated record
UAUCACUCGAAUGGCCCUUGGACACAAUACAUGGGUUACAGUAUUGUGCAGAAAAUUACGUGAUUGGUGGCUUUGGGUUGCAGAAGGAGAGCUACCUAUUGUUGCAUCUCAUGGGGCUGAAGUUGAAGCAUAUAAUGCUCUAGAUCCUGCGGUUCGUGUAGUAAUAUUGAAAGCACUAUGUGAUAUUCGUGUUGAGCAAGAAGAUAUCCGAAACCAUAUAGACAACUCUGUAAAGCAUGGUGUCCAUAUUUCAGCAUUUCGCAAAGAAAGAGUUGGUGGUGAUUCUCAUGGAAUCUCUUAUUGGUAUGAAGAUGAUGCUAUGGUUGGUCAUCGACUAUAUCGAGAGAUUAGAAAAGUUGAGGUGAAGAAAGGAAAGGGGAGAAACAUACCGCCCAUUCCUAAUUCAUCUUACCAGUGGGAGACAGUUGCAACUAAUUUUGAUGAAUUUCAAGAUGUGUCUGUGAGUUAUUUGUUACCGUUUAAUCUAGUCUAGUGUCUGCUAAAUAAAUUCCUAAGACCUGCACCUUGAUAUUAACAUUUUGGAUUAUAAUGCAGAAUAUUUUGCUCAUUUUAAGCACGUG